Molecule: messenger RNA, 1390 nt
Organism: Teleopsis dalmanni
Lineage: Eukaryota; Metazoa; Arthropoda; Insecta; Diptera; Diopsidae
Exons: 7
Coding region: 154-1287 (377 amino acids)
Source: RefSeq, a predicted model, not a curated record
UUAGGUUUUUUUUUUUUGUUUUGGAACAGAUGAAUGUCAGUUUUUACUUUGAAACAGAACAUCUUUUGACAAAAGACUAUGAACUUUGGAAUGCAAAUUUAUCUGUGAUUUUCAUUAGUUUCUAAACUGCAUUGAUAAAUAUUUGUUAUAAAAAUGUCGGAAAGUAAUCCGUCUAUGAGUGAAGAUGAAAGCAGUGAUUGGAGUGUUGACUCAAUAGGAUUUGUUAAAAAAUAUAUGGUUAAAGCUGAUGAAUUUCAGCGAGCACGUAAAGCAAUGAGUAAAGUCAUUAAGAAAUAUCGUCAUGUGAGUGCUCUACCUCUAGUUGCUCAAGAAAUUGACUCAACGCAAAUGCAAAUGAUAACUGAAAUCUCAACCGAAGCAGACCACCAAUCAAUACCAUCUGAUGAUUUAGGUACAGAAGAAAGUCAGAACAGCAUUACAUGCGCCAAUACGAUGCACAACACUAAUUCAGAAGUCUAUCACAAAGAUAGUUCCUAUGCUAAUAAUCCAAUGGCUCUUCAUGCUGCUAAAGCACACUUAAAUCUUCAACUACAAUACCUACAAGAUACUGAAGCGCCAUCUACCUCAAGACAACACACCACUUCGGUCGAGAAAGAUUCUGAAAAUUAUUUAUCAUUUUUUCACAAAAUGCUUGACGAAGAUAAUGUAUCGAGUUCAGACUCGGAAUACGAUAGACUUCAGAACUUUUAUGAUGUUUGGAGCAAGCUGAUGGGUAACACAAAAUCAGUGCCUCAGCUAGUAAAAAUAGACACUGAUGAUGAUUCUAGUUCAGAGGAAGAGUUUAGCUUAGAAAUUGAUAAAAUACUAGAACCUCAUUAUUCACUCAUACGUCCAUCUCAAGAUUAUGUGAAUGAGGAUAAUCGCAAUGAACAUAGCAGCGAUGUGAUCAUACAAAAUAUUAUUGAUAGCAUGACUCCAUCUUCAGGAAGUUUAGACGUACAACCGAGUACAUCAUAUGCUGAAACUAAUCCGAACUCCAUGGAUUCAUCUCAGUCAAGUUUAAAUGAGAAUGUAGGAAAUAUCUCUGAAAAUCCAGUUAUCAUAAGAUACGUACAAGAACGUUUGUUGUAUAACAACAAUCUUUUGAGCAUCAUGGAAGAUGACACUUUAGACUUUUAUUCACAUACUAAGAACUUAGAACAAGACUUUAGUGCGGCUGGAGACUUUUCAUACGAAAUUGAACCAGAAAGGAUUAUACAAAACAAUGCAAAUAAUCAUAUCGAUAAUGAAAGUGAUGAUAAUUCUAGCGAAGAUCAAUCGGAAUAAAUAUAAUAAAUUAUUUGAUAACAUCUAAAUAAUUCCAAAGAUUUCAUUAUUCCAAAUUUUUUUUGUAUUAUACAAUUCAAAAUUUAAGUUUUUAAUAUCAACA